GCCAGCGUGGUCACACUCGAAACAGAAACAGUCGAAUGUAAAAAUACGUUUGGAGCGAGUAAAAUAAACAGGUGGAAUGCUGGAUGUUUCAUAAUGAUACGCAAUGUUGUGGUGGGCAUAUCCGGGGGCGUGGAUAGUGCAGUCAGCGCCCAUCUGCUCAAGGAGCGCGGGUUUAAUGUGCUCGGCGUAUUUAUGCGCAACUGGGAUGAGCACGACGAGGCCGGUCGUUGCAGUGGCGAGCAGGACUUAAAGGAUGCGGAAUGGGCUUGCCGGAGAUUAAAUAUUGAAUUACGCCAGGUCAAUUAUGUGAAGCAAUACUGGACAUCGGUAUUUAGCCAGUUCUUGGACGACUAUCAACAGGGCCUGACACCCAAUCCGGACAUAUUGUGCAACAAGCAUAUCAAAUUCGACCUGUUCCAUCAGCACGCUCUUCAGACGCUGCAAUACGAUGCCAUAGCCACUGGCCAUUAUGCUCGCAAUAGUCUGGGUGACUUUCUGGAGCAUGCCGGCAGCCAGACGACGGAAGAUGUUCGCCUGCUCAUACCCGCCGACACGUUCAAGGAUCAGACCUUCUUUCUAGCCGGCAUAGCACAGGCGGCACUCCGACGCACAAUGUUCCCGCUGGGCGGACUGAAGAAGACUGCCGUAAAGGAAUUAGCGCGUCGCAUCGGCCUGCAGCGGCUAGCCGAAAAGCGUGAGAGCACUGGCAUCUGCUUUGUGGGCAAGCGCGACUUCAAGGCAUUUAUACGGGAGUACAUUACCUCCAAGCCAGGCAACUUUGUGGACAUCGAUAGUGGCCGCAUUGUGGGCACCCACGAGGGCGUUCACCAGUGGACCGUGGGUCAGCGCUGUCGCCUCAGUUCCUAUCUCCAGCCGUACUUUGUGGCCCGCAAAGAUGCAGCCAGCAAUAUCAUCUACGUAGCCGCCGGCCAUGAGCAUCCCGCGCUGCACAGCUCCCGCAUUCACAUUGACGCAGUCAAUUGGCUGUGCAGCCGGGCACGGCAGCAGCUGGCCACAGAAGGCAGUCUGCGUUGCCGCUUCCGCUUCCAGCACACCAAGCCUCUCGUCGACUGCCAGCUGCGACCCUUCGAGGUGCAGCUGGAUGCACCACUUCGCGCCAUCACACCUGGUCAAUACGCUGUCUUCUAUGACGAUGUGGCUUGCCUGGGAGCUGCGCGCAUUCUGCAUGGCGAACCGUUGCAGUGCCUGGAGCAGCAAGUGGCCAUGGAGAGAUAGUAGUUAGUUAAAUAACUGAUGUAUAUAUGUUUUAUAUAAAUAUAUUUGUAUUCUAU
This is a messenger RNA of Drosophila arizonae, 1292 nucleotides long. Its product is annotated as mitochondrial tRNA-specific 2-thiouridylase 1. Gene Ontology annotation, molecular function: sulfurtransferase activity. Gene Ontology annotation, biological process: tRNA wobble position uridine thiolation. The record is from RefSeq and is a predicted model, not a curated record. Gene Ontology annotation, cellular component: mitochondrion. NCBI's taxonomy places the organism in Eukaryota, Metazoa, Arthropoda, Insecta, Diptera, Drosophilidae.